AGUGCUUCUAACUGUAUGCAUAUUGUGCGCCUUAACUACAAUGCAAUUAAACAAUAUCAAACUUAGAAGAACGAAAAAAUACCGAUAACCCAUUAUGGUGAAUAAGGGCCCUUUAUGGAAAAGGGUGAGGUCUUACAAUGGACCUCUUCCCCGGGCAAGGCACGGGCAUCGGGCAAUCGCCAUCCGGGAGUUGGUUGUUGUGUUUGGAGGUGGAAACGAGGGAAUAGCGACCAACCUGCAUGUUUAUAACAGUGUGACCAAACAGUGGUUUCUGCCAGCAGUAAGAGGGGACAUCCCACCCGGAUGUGCCGCUCAUGGCUUUACAUGUGAAGGCACACGGAUCCUAAUGUUUGGAGGCAUGGUCGAAUUUGGCCAAUAUACCAACAGUCUCUAUGAACUGCAGGCUAGUCGAUGGCUUUGGAAAAAGCUGAAGCCCCGCCCACCGAGGAAUGCAUCACCUCCAUGCCCAAGGAUUGGUCACAGCUUUGUUCUCCAUGCCAACAAAUGCUACCUUUUUGGUGGAAUGGCCAAUGACAGCAAAGAUCCAAAUGGCAAUAUACCACGGUAUUUGGAUGACUUCUAUGAACUGGAGCUGCAAGCUCAGUCUGGAGUCAAAGGCUGGAACAUUCCAGAAACCAAAGGUGGAGGUCCAUCCGCCAGGGAAUCCCAUAGUUCUGUGGUUUACUGUGGGAAGGGUGGCAGUGCCCCAAAGCUCUACAUUUUUGGGGGCAUGUGUGGGCAUAGACUGAAUGACUUGUGGCAGCUAGAUAUCGAAACUAUGACUUGGUCAUUACCUCAAACCAGAGGGCAAGUUCCACUUCCCAGGAGUCUACACACCUCCAAUGUGAUGGGAAACAAGUUAUAUGUGUUUGGAGGUUGGGUUCCUGUUGGAGAGACAGAGGACACGCUCAAUUCUGAUGGAGUCAAAUGGGUUUGCUCCAACUCUCUUUCCAUGCUAAACCUUGACACACUGGCAUGGCACAACCUGACAACAGAAGAACAUCAGCAGGGACUAGCUUCAGGUGUAGUGUCAGUUGAAGAGGAAGAAGGCAGUCUGCAUUGGCCGAAAGCACGAGCUGGGCACUGUGCAGUAACUGUCGGCACACGUCUGUACAUCUGGAGUGGGCGAGAUGGAUACAAAAAGUGCAAUAACUACCAGAUCUGCUGUAAAGAUCUGUGGUACCUGGAAACAGACAGGCCUUCCACCCCUGGUGCAGUGUUCCUUGUCAAGUCCACAGUCAAUAUGCUACAUGUUGCCUGGCGCCCCCUACCUGCAGCUGAAUGUUAUUUGCUUCAAGUGCAGCCCAUUACUUCUCAUUCCCAAUCCAUUGAGCCACAGUCAAUACCAACUCCUCAAGACCCAGGACACGGGAAGGAACCUAUACAAAAAGAUUCCCAGCCAUUUCAGAAAAUAGGAAGUGUAGAUGCCACAUUUGGAGAGAAGGACUCUUCAUCACAAGAAAGCCUUUUGAGGCCUAUAGAAAUGGGUGUGGAUGAAGCAGACAACCAAUCAACAGGGGACAGAAGUAGAAGAGGAAAAAGCUCUUCUUCAAAUGUCCCACCUACGACACAGUCUGAAAGAAAAACCUCUCCCAUCCUAUCCCAACAGACAGAGAAUGCAGAGGACUCUGUGUGGUUUGAUGUGGGUGUGUUUAAAACACUGUUCUGUGAGGUUACACACUACUUCCUGCCUUCUGAAGGAGGUGACCUGGCAUCAACCUUGUCUGGUCGAAAUUCAGCUGACAGUGAGUGGAAGAUGCCAGGUCCUCAUAGUUUCACAGGUCGUGAGAAGCAGGAGUUGGCUUCAGGGGUCACAUACAAGCUCAGAGUGGCUGGACUAAACAGCUGUGGUCUGGGAGACUUCAGCCCCAUCACUGAGUUUAAGACCUGUCAGCCUGGAUUUCCGGGGGCGCCAUCUGCUGUCAAAAUCACCAAGGAUAAAGACUCCGUGCACAUCACCUGGGAGCCUCCCACCUCUCUGUCAGGGAAGAUCAUGGAGUAUUCCAUGUACUUGGCCGUGAGAAAGAGUCGAGGGAACAACUCAGAGCGACCUGGCGAUUUGGCUUUCAUCCGAAUCUACCGUGGCACUAAGACUUCAUGCACAGUCAGUGAAGCGCAACUAAGCAACGCACACAUUGACUGCUCGGCACGGCCUGCUGUCGUCUUCCGCAUCGCUGCCAAGAACGAGCAGGGCUAUGGUCCGGCCACACAAAUCCGCUGGCUGCAAGAUGUGAGUAAACUCAAAUUUUCAGUGAUGCAGCUGGACUUGAGUUCUCAACCAGCAGAGCCUGACAGCACCUGCAGAUGAAUCCUCAUCCCUGAUGGGUCAGCCAGCAGCAUUAAUGACAGCUCUCUUUUAAUAUUAUAAUUCAACUCCUUUUGAUGUCCACUUUGGAAAUGUUUUUUAUAUCUUUGUCUUCCGAUGUUACCUACAGUGUUUAUACUGUAAGCUUUAGGUGUUCAGAAAAGCAAUGCCCCUACUGUCCUUGUAUCAUAACAAAUGGGUCAUUAUCACUGUACAAUGUAGAUAACUUAACAGCUUUUUAUUUUUUAUAUUGAGUUUAUUGUUGAACAAAAAUAUAAUACUUUUAAUUAGGCUUGUUGUAGCCACAAGGCAACACUUGACUUGUUUCCUUUCAAAUCCCAAAUCUGAUUUUUUUGAGCAAAAUUCAAUCUUUGUUGAAAAUGAGCAACUUACCCAUCUUAAAAUGCAUGUUAUAGAUUUCUUAAAAUAGACCUGUAUAUAAUAACUGCAUAACUGACAGUAAUUGAACCAAAAAAAAAAAAUAUAUAUAUAUAUAUAUUCAAUUGAAUGAAAAUUCAAUUGUUUUUUUUUUCUCCCCAAUUUGGAACGCCCAGUUUCCAAUGUGCUUGAAGUCCUCGUGGUGGCAUAGUGACUCGCCUCAAUCAAGGUUGCAGACCUAGCGUGUGUGGAGGCCUCACGCCAUUCUCUGUGGCAUCCACGCACAACUCACCACGUUCCCCAUCGAGAGCGCAAACCACAUUAUGGUGACCACGAGUAGGUUAACCCAAUGUGACUCUACCCACCCUAGCAACCGGACCAAUUGGUUGCUUAGAAAGCCUGACUAGAGUCACUUAGCAUGCCCUGGAUUCAAACUUGUGACACCAGAUGUGGUAUUCAGUGUCUUUACUUGUUGAGCUACCCAGGCCCCCCCAGAUUUUUUCUUUCUUGAUCAGUUCAGGAAGGAUACACUAUUAUAGCAACCGAAGAAUACGCUUUCCUGUGCCUUAGCAUCAUACAUAAUUACAAUGCAUGUUGAAUGAGCAAUGUCUGUCCUUUAUGGGUAUUAUACUCUGAAUAACUGAGACAAAAUCUCAAAUUUAAUCCUUUAGAACAUUUUCCUCUGUGUAAAUAUUGAUCCUGGUUGCAAGGCUGACAGAACACCGUUGAGUUCAUUAAUUAUACUCUAUCUGUAAUAUGUCUUUUAUUUUCUCACACAGUACAAAUAGUAUGUCUACUUGGGGCUUUUUAAUAGCCCAUCUCUAAAAUGUUGUAUGCAGCUGUGAAUUGAGAUUAUAUCUGGAUUAUCUUCCGUUACCAUUUCAUUAACCUAGACACAACAGAGUAUUCAUUUUAAGUAUCUAUCACACAGAUUGUGCCAUGUUCAAAGUUCAGUGCCGCUUCAGCUUAGAACAGAUGACUACGUAUCAACUUAAUAUUUGCACAUUUUUGUCAUCUUCCGUCCUCCAGUUGCCCUUUUGUGUAAAUUUUACAAUGUAAAACUGGUGCCAUUUCUUGAUAUUCUUCUAUUAAAGGCUUUCAUAAUUUUAUUUCUCUUCUAAUUCACCACAUGGUUUAAAUGACCGUUUGUUUGCUUUUUCUUUAUUUUAAGUUUAGCUGAAUUCAGUUGAAUUGAAUUGCAUACACAACAAACAAAAAUGCAUUUUAUUGCUAUAUUUUUUUUUGGCACCAAUUCCCAAAAUGGCCUUUUUGUGUAUUAUGCUAUAAUUGUUGCAAAAAAAAUACUGAAGUGAAACACAUUGAUAGGCAUACAUCUUUUCAAAUACG
This is a messenger RNA of Xyrauchen texanus (razorback sucker), 4030 nucleotides long. RefSeq names its product host cell factor 2-like. Gene Ontology annotation, molecular function: transcription coactivator activity; protein binding. The record is from RefSeq and is a predicted model, not a curated record. Gene Ontology annotation, cellular component: histone methyltransferase complex. Lineage: Eukaryota; Metazoa; Chordata; Actinopteri; Cypriniformes; Catostomidae. Bases 95 to 2308 code for a protein of 737 amino acids. Gene Ontology annotation, biological process: regulation of DNA-templated transcription; chromatin remodeling. The transcript is spliced from 15 exons.